Fulmarus glacialis (Northern fulmar) is the source of this 4079-nucleotide messenger RNA. It is a transcript of the gene RPS6KA5, whose product is annotated as ribosomal protein S6 kinase, 90kDa, polypeptide 5. The record is from RefSeq and is a predicted model, not a curated record. Gene Ontology annotation, molecular function: ATP binding; magnesium ion binding; protein serine/threonine kinase activity. Lineage: Eukaryota; Metazoa; Chordata; Aves; Procellariiformes; Procellariidae. The transcript has 16 exons. The coding region runs from base 129 to 2291 and encodes 720 amino acids. Gene Ontology annotation, biological process: regulation of DNA-templated transcription; intracellular signal transduction; protein phosphorylation.
UGACAGGCCAUGCAGAGAAAGUUGGCAUUGAAAACUUUGAACUCCUGAAAGUUCUUGGAACAGGGGCCUAUGGAAAAGUGUUCCUAGUAAGGAAAGUAAGCGGCCAUGAUGCUGGAAAGCUGUAUGCCAUGAAAGUACUGAAGAAAGCAACAAUAGUUCAAAAAGCCAAAACAACUGAGCACACAAGGACAGAACGACAAGUGUUGGAGCACAUUAGGCAAUCACCGUUUUUGGUCACGUUACAUUAUGCCUUCCAGACAGAUACAAAGCUUCAUCUCAUUUUAGACUAUAUAAAUGGAGGAGAAUUGUUUACUCACCUUUCACACAGAGAGAGGUUCUCAGAAAAUGAGGUGCAAAUUUACAUUGGGGAAAUCGUUUUGGCACUUGAACAUCUCCACAAGUUGGGGAUUAUAUAUCGGGAUAUUAAACUUGAGAAUAUUCUCCUUGAUUCUGAUGGCCACGUGGUGCUGACAGACUUCGGUCUGAGUAAGGAGUUUCUUACUGAUGAGAAUGAGAGAGCAUAUUCCUUCUGUGGAACAAUAGAAUACAUGGCUCCAGAUAUUGUAAGAGGAGGAGAUACAGGACAUGAUAAGGCUGUUGAUUGGUGGAGUGUUGGUGUUCUUAUGUAUGAAUUAUUAACAGGAGCAUCACCAUUUACAGUUGAUGGAGAGAAGAAUUCCCAAGCAGAGAUUUCUAGGAGAAUAUUAAAAAGUGAGCCACCUUAUCCACAAGAAAUGAGUGCACUAUCUAAGGAUAUAAUUCAGCGUCUUUUGAUGAAAGACCCCAAGAAGAGGCUAGGUUGUGGUCCCACUGAUGCUGAUGAAAUCAAACAGCAUCCCUUUUUCCAGAAUAUGAAUUGGGAUGAUUUAGCUGCCAAAAAAGUAUCAGCUCCAUUUAAACCAGUAAUCAGAGAUGAGUUGGAUGUCAGUAAUUUUGCAGAAGAGUUUACAGAAAUGGAUCCGACAUAUUCGCCUGCAGCAACCCCUCAGACUUCAGAAAGAAUAUUUCAGGGAUAUUCUUUUGUUGCACCUUCUAUUUUGUUUAAACGCAAUGCAGCGACAGUAGAUCCUCUUCAGUUUUAUAUGGGGGAUGAGCGGCCUGGAACUACAAGUAUUGCCAGAAGUGCUAUGAUGAAGGACUCUCCAUUUUAUCAUCAUUAUGAACUGGAUCUGAAAGAGAAACCAUUGGGAGAAGGAAGUUUUUCCAUUUGUCGAAAGUGCUUACACAAGAAAACUAGCCAAGAGUAUGCAGUAAAAAUAAUUAGCAAAAGAAUGGAAGCCAACACCCAGAGAGAAAUAACAGCUCUGAAACUCUGCGAAGCACACCCGAAUGUAGUGAAGUUACAUGAAGUUUAUCAUGACCAGCUUCACACAUUUCUAGUAAUGGAAUUGCUGAAGGGAGGAGAAUUGCUUGAACGUAUUCAGAAAAAGAAACAUUUCAGUGAGACUGAAGCCAGUCAUAUUAUGCGCAGACUUGUUUCAGCAGUGAGCCAUAUGCACGAUGUAGGAGUAGUCCAUAGAGAUCUGAAACCUGAGAAUUUAUUGUUUACAGAUGAAACUGAUAAUUCGGAAAUAAAAAUAAUUGAUUUUGGCUUUGCUCGUUUAAAACCACCUGAUAAUCAGCCUCUUAAGACUCCAUGCUUUACUCUUCAUUAUGCUGCCCCAGAGCUCUUCAAUCACAAUGGUUAUGACGAAUCUUGUGAUCUGUGGAGUUUGGGGGUCAUUUUGUAUACAAUGCUAUCAGGACAGGUACCAUUUCAGUCUCAAGACAAAAGUUUAACAUGUACCAGUGCAUUGGAAAUUAUGAAGAAAAUAAAAAAGGGAGAAUUUUCCUUUGAAGGAGAAGCUUGGAAAAAUGUUUCUGCAGAAGCUAAAGAGUUAAUUCAAGGACUUCUAACAGUGGAUCCAAACAAAAGAAUUAAAAUGUCCAGCCUGAGAUACAACGAAUGGCUUCAGGAUGGCAGCCAGCUGUCAUCCAACCCUCUAAUGACUCCUGAUAACUUAGGCUCUUCAGGAGCUGCGGUGCAUACAUAUGUCAAAGCCACUUUUCAUGCCUUUAACAAGUACAAAAGGGAAGGAUUUUGUCUCCAGAAUGUUGACAAGGCACCUCUUGCAAAGAGAAGGAAAAUGAAAAAAACAAGUACAAGCACAGAGACACGUAGCAGCUCCAGUGAAAGUUCACAUUCUUCUUCCUCUCAUUCUCAUGGUAAAACUACACCUACAAAGACACUGCAGCCAACAAACCCUACAGACAGCAAUAACCCAGAAACUAUCUUCCAGUUCUCUGACUGAAAAGCAGAGAAUAUCCUGUCUUGAAGAUUUAAGUGGUUAUAAACUUGGUAGUACCUAUAUUGUCUUCUCCGACCCUUUCUCCCUGUGGCUUACAAGCUACAGGAAUAUGUCUGUUGUUUUAAAAAUGUAUUUCAAUCAUACGUUUUUAGCUUUGUAUUUCAAUACAUUUCUUUUUAGCAUUAAGUUUGGUAUCACUGGAUAUGGUAUAAUACUAUUAUACAACCAACAUUGUAUUCUCUUAGGGCUAAAUUACUAGCGUGCAGUCAAGCUCAAGGUAAGGAGCUAUGCUGCUCGUGGUACAGCUUGGAGGAAGACUGUUUCUCAGUGUCAGAAUCCUCGUCCCAGUUUCUUCCCCACUGUUCAAAGGAAGGAAAGCUCUGUAACACGUAUAGAACUCUUGGAUCUUCUGCUUUUACCCAACUCUGUGAAGAAUGUCAAAGAAUUUGAUUCUUCAUGCAUGUAAGGAAUCAUUGGUACAAUGCACCAAAGCAGUAUAGUACUUUAAGGCCUUUUAAAUUUGUGGUUACAUUCUUUCCCAUUUAUUUGAAUUAAGUGCAAAAUGAAGCAUUCUGGAAGUCUUACGUUGUUUUAAAAAGUAACUCCAUAUAUCUUGUUCUAAACAACUGGGAAUAUAAGUCUUAGAAUUUUUUUUUUUUAAUUUAUUUAAUUUUUUAAAAAACAUCUAGGGUAAAAGAUGUCUGAUAAGGUGAGGCGUCUAGUACUGUGAUACAAUCAUUUUUACUUCUACUUUUUGAAUUUAUUAACUUUUAAAAUGUUUUACCGAUUCUAAAAUGUAAUGCUAUAAGAGAAAGUGAAAUUUCAUAUUGAAUGCUUUGGAAAAUGAUCACAUGUUAAAAUAAUCUAUUUCAAGAAUUAAUUAUAAUUUAUAUUUUCUUUUUAUAUUUACACAAUAACUUUAAAAUACUAAGAUUUUUUUAAAGAUGCAAACCCUCCACUUUCAACAUUUGUUAUUAUAGGGUCCAUACAAAAUGUAUACCAAGUUAUUUGAAUUUUGCAUUGUGCAAAUACAGCAGUUUAAUAGUGACUAUAAAAUAUUAGAAUAUAUGUUUUCUUUUUUGCACUUUAUAACAUCAAAAGGAGAUGUUUUAUAAUAAAGUGCACUCAGAUCUCUCUUCCUACAAGGUGCUGAGCACUGUUUUACGGGGUUGAAUGACCUGAAAUCCACCUUAUUUGGUGGUUGUGGUCAUUGUGAAGGAGAAUUCUGUACUUUGCAGGAGUGAAUCCCUGUAUAUUACCCACUGUUUUCAUUCCUUACUUUAAACUGCAAAGCUCUUUCUAUCUUGCUUUUACAUUGUAUAUAACAAAUACUAGACCUGGGCACCUUGUGUAGUGUAGAUGUUAACAACUUAUGCACUGGGAAUACUAAAGGGAAAUUAUAUUGAACACUGUGCUUCACAACUUGUUCACUGUGGUGUUCUACAGUGAAGUAUUUCCUACUGUGAUAGUAUAGUAUGUACAUAGUUGUUUGGAAUCAUAAAUGUGACUUACAGAAACAUCAGCAUAAACUUUUAAAUCAGCAUAUUUUAUAAAUUUAUGGAGAGCUCUUUAUCGCUCGUAUUCUAAAUGACUAGGGGUGACUUAAGUGCUAAAGAUGACUCCAGUUUUGCAAAUGCUUACAUGUGUAAGUUUCCACUGAAGUCAGAGAGACUCCUUGUGUAAAGUUAAUCAUAUGCCUAAAUUUGUGUGAUGGAAGGCUAAUUGACUAGGGGAUUUUGUUAACAGCUUGCUCUAUCUUAAAGCAACCUUAAUCCAAACCCUAUGCAAAAA